AUUUAAUCCUAUAGACGCUAUCAAGAACUCGCACUGACACAGUCUCAGAGAAUUUCACGUUAGUAAACAGAAAGCUUAAAAUUCAGUUAAAUUUUCUGCCGAGAAAAUGUCCUUCAGUACUAGACUGAACGUUUUUUUUGCGAUCUGUCAGUUGAUGCUGAUUUAUCUUAUGCUGAUUCCGGGCCCGUCUGCAGCUCAGUUAGAUUCAGAUAACAAUUUGCUUCUACAUGGUGGGAGAGAAAGAAGCUUGCUGGAAACCAAAAAGAGCUGCCCAGUGGAUUUUGAGCACCAGAAUUACACCAUUUUAACAAGCCAGUGUAAAGGUCCAGAUUAUUUACCAAAACUUUGCUGCCCCGCUUUCAAGAAAUUUGCAUGCAAAUUUGCGACAUAUAUAAAUGACCUAUCAACUGAUUGUGCUGAUAUAAUGUUCAGCUACAUAAAUCUAUACGGAAAGUUUCCACCAGGUCUCUUUGCUAGUAUGUGCCGUGAGGGCAAAGAGGGCUUAAAAUGCAAUGCAGAUGCACCUAAUGGAAGUCCAUCUGACUAAGUGCUUAAAGUUCAAAUUCAUAAAAUCAUUAAAAUAAGUGCCAGAAGUCUUAUUAUUUGCCCUCUGGAUUGAAAUAAUCAGUUUGCUCGAGUUCUGGUAUUAAAAGCAUAAAUGUUUAAGCAAGCACCGUGAUUUGCUCAUCACUAUUUUUCUUCUGAACAAAUAUUUUCUUGUAUUUUGCAUGCCCUUUCUUUGAUGAAGCAAUGUAAAAAACCUAGAAUGGAGGUCGAUUUUCAGUUUUCUUAAUGCUA
Messenger RNA from Cryptomeria japonica (Japanese cedar), 798 nucleotides. Its product is annotated as GPI-anchored protein LLG1. Bases 107 to 547 code for a protein of 146 amino acids. NCBI's taxonomy places the organism in Eukaryota, Viridiplantae, Streptophyta, Pinopsida, Cupressales, Cupressaceae. The transcript has 3 exons. The record is from RefSeq and is a predicted model, not a curated record.